Trifolium pratense (red clover) is the source of this 1654-nucleotide messenger RNA. RefSeq lists its product as uncharacterized. The coding region runs from base 9 to 1370 and encodes 453 amino acids. NCBI's taxonomy places the organism in Eukaryota, Viridiplantae, Streptophyta, Magnoliopsida, Fabales, Fabaceae. The transcript is spliced from 2 exons. The record is from RefSeq and is a predicted model, not a curated record.
AUCACAAAAUGGAUUAUGAGUUAGUUUUUAGAAGAAACUCCAAUCAAGCUCAAACUUAUGAAAUCUUGAGAAGAAGGGAAAUUCAAGCCACAAGAUACGCCGACGAAUCUAUUUUAAGAAAAUUAGGAUUGUUAGAAAGUGUGAAUUAUUUGCUUGACAAUUUAAAUCUUAGACACUUCUUAUCUCAACAUAAUCCCGUCUAUCCUAAAUUAACUCUCGAAUUCCUUAGCUCUUUAAUUGUUAAUCCCGUUCCCGAAACUAGGAGUUCUCUUGGCACUAUUUACUUUAGAAUGUUUAAUGUUGAGUAUGAAUUUUCUUUUAAUGAUAUGGCUGACCUUUUACGUUUCCCCCAUGGCAAUGGAGUUAAAUGUGAGGUCCGUGAUGAUGAACAAUGGAAAAAAACAUUUAGCUUAUUUUGGAGAGCUAUCGCCGAUCAACAAAUUGAUAGUCAUGAAGGGAACGCGGCCUCAUCUAUCCAUAAUCCGGCGUUACGUUAUUUUCGCCACCUUUUGGCAAACACUAUUUUUGGCCGUGCUAAUUUUAGCAAAGUCAACUCUAAAGAAUUGUUUUAUAUGUUUGCCGUCUUUAAAGAAUUAAGAAUUAACACCGCCCCCUUUUUCUUUUCACAUAUGCUUUCACAAGUUAAUUCGAGGCGAAAUGGUGUUAUAAUUUUUGGAGGCUUAAUCACGACCAUAGCUAAAGCCAUAGGACUAGGACCUCGAUUAGAAAAUUUAGACCAUACUCCACCCCGUUUUAUCAAUGAAGAUAUGAUGAAGAGUAUGAAUUUAGUGAGGCUAAGGGAAGAUGGUAGAUAUGAUUUAAUGAUUAACAACCGUGUUUUCUCUAAUAUCACCCUUCCUAACACAUGGCUUACGGAUGUACGUAAUGAAAGGAAUCUUCGCUAUACUAAUAAUUCUGUGCCUAAUAGAGCUCCCACGCACAUUUCUCCAAAUGUUGCCGCUGGUGGGGGCGCAAGCAUUGUUCCACCUGCACACACUACACAUUUUUCUAACACUUUUGCAGGUAGUUCCUCCUCAUCAAGACAAAGCUCCAUCGAUGAUGUACUCCAUGAGAUACGCGCCCAAAAUGCAUUAAAUCAAGAGCGCGAUGGAUUAUUCUAUGCCAUGCAUCAACAACAAGAGGAGAUGAUGGAACGAAUGACAUUCAUGCAAGCCCAGCAAGACGAAAUUCUUCAAAACCAACAUGAGAUGCAGGGCUAUUAUCAUAGGUUUUGUGCUCCAAAGCUACACUUGAGUCUCAACAGUGAGGACACAGUUGGAUUUAAGUUUAGGGGAGUAUUCUACCAUCCUUACUUUAUUUCUCAGUUAUUUUAUUUUUUAGUACAAUUUCCCUUUUCGCAAAUAAAAUAAUAGCACUAUUUUUGGGUAAAUUUUAAAUUUUUCCUUUCCUUGAAUCAAUAAAAAAAAUUUUCCAAAGACUUAGGACAAUAGCUCACUUAGAAAGUAUAUAGGUUAAGUAAAGACGAGAGGCUAAGUUAAGGAAAUUAGGGAAUUUCACAACAAAAUCGGUAUUUUUCCAACACCCAGAAGUCUCCCUAGUAUAGAUAUCAAUUUGAAUAACCAUUGUGCCAAAAUCUCCUGAUUUAAAUUUGUGGAAUCCUUUAGUAGUUUAUCUAUCCAGUCGGACACCAUCU